Dioscorea cayenensis subsp. rotundata (Guinea yam) is the source of this 1242-nucleotide messenger RNA. RefSeq names its product probable staphylococcal-like nuclease CAN1. NCBI's taxonomy places the organism in Eukaryota, Viridiplantae, Streptophyta, Magnoliopsida, Dioscoreales, Dioscoreaceae. Gene Ontology annotation, cellular component: cytoplasm. The coding region runs from base 37 to 1038 and encodes 333 amino acids. Gene Ontology annotation, molecular function: nuclease activity; nucleic acid binding. The transcript is spliced from 9 exons. The record is from RefSeq and is a predicted model, not a curated record.
CUCCUCGAUCUCCAUCGAGAGAGAAAGAGAGAGGAGAUGGGGAACAGCCUCUUGAAGCUCAUCAGCGAGUGCUUCAAGCCCUCAGCUACCCAUGAACCUCAACCACAAGCUCCUCCCGGCGUCAGCCCUGCUGUCUCCGCCCUCGCCCAUGACCUUCUCCACUUCGAGAUCACUUCUCAGGUUCCGGAUGGGUUAGGGCAGCAUGUUGUUUCCUCGAAGAAGGCUCAGGCUAACUGGUACAAGAAACUCUUGGAGGCAUGGAGGGAAGCCAAGCCACCACCAAGAACACCAGAAGAAGCUUCAAGGCUUGUCAUUGAAACCUUGAAAAGGCACCAAAAAGCAGAUGUUCAGGGUCUCUUGGCUUUCUAUGGCCUCCCUAGCCCACAGUCUCUACCGGAAAUCUCAACAGUUGUUCCAUCUUAUCCUCCUGAAGGAGUUCAAUAUGAGUUGCAAACACUUCCUGUUGAUCCCAAAGCAGUUGCAGAUGGUGAUACCAUUACUGUGUAUGUGGACACAAGCAACCCAAGAGAAUCAGGUAUUGUGCCUAGAGAAGUACAUGAAGCAGCCAUUGGACGAGCCAGAGCCCGGGCUGCCAGGAAUUACGACGAGGCAGAUGCUCUUCAGAAAAUCAUGGUUAAUGCAGGAUACAGAGUGAUCAAUUUUCCAAAUGGUGAGGAGACACUCGCCCGGAAAUACCGAAUUAGAUUAAGGGGGAUUGAUGCACCAGAGGGUGCCAUGCCAUAUGGGAAGGAAGCCAAGGAGGAGCUAGUGAAGCUGGUUCAAGGCAAACCUUUGAAGAUCUAUGCUUUCGGUGAUGAUCGGUAUGGCCGGUGUGUUGGGGAUAUCUAUUGCAAUGGGGUUUUUGUGCAGGAGCAGAUGCUAAGGCGGGGAUUUGCAUGGCAUUAUACAGCUUACGACAAGCGUCCUGAGCUUGCAAAGUGGGAGAACGAAGCUCGGAAAGCUCGCAGAGGUUUAUGGGCUGCCCCGAACCCUGAGAAGCCAUGGGAUUGGCGAAAAGAAAGGCGAAAUGGCACAUAAAAAACACUGCAUCUUAUAACAAUGGAGCUUGUUCAGAUGAAACUAAUAAUGUAUAUCAUCAGUGAACAAAUAUGCGCAAAGAUGUACCAUAAUUUAACUUCUAAAUUUAUCAAUGCUGUGUUUAUGUAGAAUUUCAUUGCUAUGCCAUGUCAGAACAUAUUUGUCCUGUACAUUGGUGAUUGCACCUUCAAAUUUCUAUGACAA